UGAGAGCAGUUCCACAGUCACACAUUUGGAUGUACUCAGUGGCUGCAAAAGAAUUCAAAGGGAAAGGAAGGAAAAGUCCGACCUAGAUUAGAAAAUACGUCCAUAUUUGUACAAUACAAUUGGAAGGACAGAGGCUCCUUCGCGCUUCACAGCUGAAGGGGCUUGGAAGAGUCAGUAUGUUGGAUCAGAUUCAUCUGCUCGCUGCCGUGACGGUCCUGGGAGUCCUGGAGCAAGCCUACUUCUUCCUCCAGGUGAUCUAUGCCAGGAGGUUGUUUGGCAUUUCACCUCCAAAGACCUCAGGCCCACCCGAAUUUGAGAGGGUCUUUCGAGCACAGGUGAACUCCUCUGAGUAUUUUCCCAUUUUCCUGGCACUUCUGUGGCAGGCUGGACUCUUCUUCCAUCAAGGUCUGGCUGCAGCCUUGGGUCUGCUCUAUCUCUACUCCCGCUACUGCUACUUUACGGGAUACAGGGCAUCAUCUUCAGAAAGGAUCGCCGCCAUAUACUUUUCCACUGGAGUUCUCUGGAUUCUCGUUGCAGUGUCUUCCCUGGGCAUCCUGCAUUCCUUGCUCUCCCACUACAUGGGGCUGAAUGUCCUGCAGCUUCUCACAGCGUGAGCCAGUCCUCUGUCCUUCAUCAGUGUCCUCACCUUGGGGUCCUGCUCCCUCCUACCCUCCAGUAACAGACCGGCUGCAACUCACAUAGCCCCCAGCAACAAAUCCACCCUCACCUGAGAUAUUAUCACCACCCUUCUCCCUGCCCAGCACCAGCACCAACUGCUGAGCUCUUCAGGAGGUAUUUUUGCCCCCAGGGCACUUUGUGUGCCAAGCGCUCCAUAUCUGGCAGCUCCGCCAUGUGAAACAGCAAUGGUCCAAAACAAUGAGAGUUUCAGGAAAGCUGGACACAUAAAAGCAAACUCUUCUCACUCUGAGCCUCCCAGUGAGCUGCCCAAGGGAACUGCCAUGUGUUCCCUGUUCUCCAGCGGCUCUGCCUUCAGCCAGGGAAUCAAACACAGGUUCAUGCCAGUUUUCCCGAGGCCCACACCUAUUAAAGGCAUUUGUUUGGAAUGUGAUGUGGUCUGAGGCAUAGCAAAAGAGGUGAGGGGCAAACAGGAGCAGCCACCAAAAUGUUGUGCAAAGGUCUGUCAGUGCCCUCAUGCUGCUCAUCAGCCAUUGCUCAUCAGGCUGCACAAACUCAUCACUGCUGCGUGUGCGACUUCCAACACUGGUCAGCAACAAGGUGCACAAUUAAAAAGACACUAAACUUGC
This is a messenger RNA of Myiozetetes cayanensis, 1265 nucleotides long. RefSeq names its product leukotriene C4 synthase-like. Gene Ontology annotation, molecular function: enzyme activator activity; leukotriene-C4 synthase activity; glutathione transferase activity. NCBI's taxonomy places the organism in Eukaryota, Metazoa, Chordata, Aves, Passeriformes, Tyrannidae. The transcript has 6 exons. The coding region runs from base 177 to 614 and encodes 145 amino acids. Gene Ontology annotation, biological process: leukotriene biosynthetic process. Gene Ontology annotation, cellular component: nuclear envelope; endoplasmic reticulum; membrane. The record is from RefSeq and is a predicted model, not a curated record.